Messenger RNA from Ostrinia furnacalis (Asian corn borer), 3132 nucleotides. It is a transcript of the gene pico, whose product is annotated as ras-associated and pleckstrin homology domains-containing protein pico. Bases 1 to 3132 code for a protein of 1043 amino acids. Gene Ontology annotation, biological process: signal transduction. The transcript has 13 exons. Lineage: Eukaryota; Metazoa; Arthropoda; Insecta; Lepidoptera; Crambidae. The record is from RefSeq and is a predicted model, not a curated record.
AUGACGGACGUGCAGUUAAGCGAGCCGAGCAAGUGGCACCGUGGAGGUUUCUUGUCCUCCCUGAACAGAAGUUUUCGUUUGGCGAGUGGAAAGUCUAGAAGUGCCAACAGCUCCCCAGUUGAAAAUAAAUCUAUAGAAAAGAUGUUGGAAAUGAAUAGCACAGGUCUGAACACGUCGAACGAAGGCGCGUCGGCGCUGAAGCCGCUCGAGAUCGUCGCUCCGAGGAUUGACACCUACAGGUUCUCGAUGGCCAACCUCGAGGAGACGCAGGAUGCAGACCUCGACGCCAUCUUGGGGGAACUAUGCGCCCUGGACUCCGAAUACGACGAAGAGAUAUCAAGAGUUUCUUCCGUAUACUCCUCAACUUCUAAGGAAAGGGAUGGCGAGGGAUGCUCUCAGAGGCCGGAGUGCAUCAAGGAGUGCAGUGAUGUCGCGUCAGGCAUCACCCGCACCGAUUCCCCUGAUAAUGAUUCCGCUUUUAGUGAUACCGUAUCAAUGCUUUCGAGCGAGUCCUCCGCUUCGAGUAGCGCAAGUGCGAAAUGCAAAGCUUUAAAAUUAAACCUUCAUCAAAACCAAAAGGACGCAAGUUUCCAGCAAAAGGCCGACAAGAUUAAACUAGCGCUGGAACGCAUGCGUGAGGCUAACGUUAAGAAAUUAUUUAUUAAAGCAUUCUCUAUGGAUGGUUCGUCAAAGAGUCUGUUAGUUGACGAGAAGAUGACCUGCGGCUACGUGGCGAGGCUGCUUGCCGAUAAGAACCAUGUCACUAUGGAACCCAAAUGGGCCAUAGUUGAACAUCUGCCUGAUUUACACAUGGAACGCGUAUACGAAGACCACGAGAUGUUAGUCGACAAUUUGAUGUUAUGGACGAGGGAAUCCAAGAAUAAGAUCCUUUUUGCCGAACGGCCCGAUAAGAUAUCACUUUUCCAGACUCCUGAAAAGUUCCUUUUAUCUGAGGACGAUAGAGGGUGGUCUAGCGAGCACGAUGAGCAUUCAAGACAAGUAAUCAUUGAAGAAUUCUUCGGCCAAAGCGGCGGAACCACCAGCUCGGUGCCGUCCAUAUCCGGACACCCGGUGCCGCCUAUGGAAGGACCUCUCUAUUUAAAGAGCGACGCCAAACGGGGCUGGAAGAAAUUCCACUUCGUACUUCGACCUUCUGGGUUGUACUACUCGCCUAAAGACAAGGUUAAGACGCUGAAGGAGCUGGUUUGCUUGGCGACGUUCGACACCAACGAGGUCUACAUCGGCCUAAACUGGAAGAAGAAGUACAAGUCGCCGACUGACUUCUGCUUCGCGAUCAAACACCCGAGGCUCCAGCAACCAAAGAGCGUUAAGUUUAUAAAGUUCCUCUGCGCUGACGACCAACGCACCUUGGAGAGAUGGGUGACUGCAAUGCGAAUAGCAAAGCACGGAAGGCAACUAUUGGAAAACCAUCGAACACUAGUCGAAGAGCUUACGCAGGAAGAUCUAGAUCAUCUUGCACAUGCGCGCUCUUGCUCAAUAACAUCAAUUCCAACCAAAACCAACAUAAACGUAGGAGUCGGCAUCAACAGCCCCGCCCAGUCCACCUCCAGCAACGUCAGUGUUGCCAACUCGGAUAUAAGCAGUGGACGGCACUCGCGGGCCUCUUCGUCCAGCUCCAGUGGCUGCCUCUCCGAUGGAGGGACGGCCUCGGAAAGUGCUUUCGACUGCGAGUUCCCUAUGGGAACGAUAAAGCGCAAGCCGUCCAUGAAGCCGAACAUCCCGCUGACUUGGAUGACGCGCCAGCUCAAGGAGAUGGUGGAGAAAGGCGACGGCGAUGACGGCGCCGGCGACUGCGCCACGCUCACGCGCCGCCCGCGUGCUCAGAGGACCGACGACUCUACGCUCAAGCGACACCACACGCUUGAAUCAAACGACAGUGUCGUGUACGGCUCGACCACCGGCAGCACGCUCAGCACCGCCAGCAGCCCCACUCGCCUCGAGCCCCCGUCGCCCUCCUACGGCCUCUACGAGACCAUCAACCGCGACCCCAUCUACCGCACCAGCGCCGACACCAGCUCCGCGCUCUACGGCUACACCACGAUAUACGACAAAGUGCAGAGGCCCCCCGAAAUUCCCCCAGUCGAAGAUUUACCUCUACCCCCACCCCCCAGCGAGGACAUUCCCGAUGGAAUGUUCAGCUCCACGCUCAGCCUGGACUCCCUGCCGCCUCCGCCGCCGCCCCUCGAACCGAUGGAAGAUCUCUGCGGCUCGCAACUCAGCCUUCCCCCUCCCCCUCCUGAGCAUGCUAUGGAAGCUAACACUGGCCGCGUUCACGAUAUCGUAAACCAACUGACCGCCCAGCAAAUAGAACAGGCGGCGCGCGCGGGGCAGUCCCGAACGAAUCGCAAUUCCGACGGGAGCCGCACGUUCCCGCGCCAGCCAUCCUUGGACAGCGUGCACUCCGAAGCUUCGCGAACCUCGUCUCUUCACUCUGACAAGAGUAUUUAUGGCCAAAACGCUGCCGCUUUCGGCGCUUGCCUAGUCGAACUGCAAACUAAAAAGAUCAGCAACGGAAGCCCGUCCAUUCAAAAGAAACUGACGAAUGAGCCCGCCAAGGAACGCACCGGAUCGAUAAAGAAAGUCAAUUUUGCGGACGAUCUUCCGACAAAUUCUGACAGUAGCAAGAAAAAUAAGAAAAUAACUUUCAACCUCUCGGACCCUGCCCCACCUUCGCCCCGCAAGCCACCGCCGCCCAAGCGAAACGAGAGCACGCGUCUUUCUUCGCCGAAAAAGUUGGCCGAUUCGAGCAGCAAUCCGCCUAAGGACUUUCUGAAAGACUUGCAGAGAGUGAUGCGGAAGAAGUGGCAGGUGGCGCAGAAGUGCAAGCUGGAGCCGGCGACGACGCCGCACGAGGUGCUCGGGUUCCGCGAGUACCCGCUGUCGCAGGACUACAAGGAGACGAGCGUGUCGAUGUGGAUCCAGGAGCACUACGGCGGGGGCGUGGAGGACCCGUUCUACGAGAACGUGUUCGGGCGCGAGCAGCCGCCGCGGCGCGAGGAGCCCCAGCCGAUCAAGAAGCGGCCGCCGCCCGCGCCGCCGCGCCGCAGCGACUCCACGCACCUCAGCUCGCACGCGCACGCGCCGCCCGCGCCCGCGCAGCCCACCGUGUGA